AAUUACAAUUUAAUUCAAUACAAAAUUAUGUAGAAAUGCUAAAAGUAAUAAUCAAAGGGUUUCAAGGAUAAUUUUGUUAUUUUAUGAAUUUAUUUCAAGAUAAAUCAUAUUAAAAUUAUUUAUUACUUAUUCCAAAUUUAAUAAUCAAACAGAACCAAAAUUAUUUAUUUUUAUACCUUACACAAACGCCCCUUAUUUAAUUGAAGACUUAAAAGUACUCCCUGAACUCAUUUUUCUCCAAAACUUUUGAUUUAUGUGAGAGAGGAGUGUUAGCAAAAAAAAAAAAAAAAAUGCAGAAAUUGAUUCCUGUGAUACAAUCACUGUAUCGUUCAGUACUUCGCAGAUCUUCAGCUUUCGCCGCCGUCAACUACCACUCCAAUCGCCACCUUCAUUUAUCAGCUUCUCCUACAACCCCUUUUCCUGUAUUGCGACAUCCUUUGACAAUGGCAAUGGGAAGCACACGUUCUUUUAGUGAAGAUGUGGCCCACUUGCCUGACAUAAAAGAUCCGGAGGUACAACGAGCUUUUAAGGACUUGAUGGCUGCAAGCUGGGAUGAGCUCCCAAAUGCAGUUGUUGGUGAUGCAGAGAAUGCAUUGAUAAAAAGUACUGAUGACAAGGCUGGUCAGGAAGCUUUGAUUAAUGUUUUCCGUGCAGCGGAGGCAGUGGAGGAGUUCACAGGGAUUCUCACAUCUCUGAAAAUGGAGAUUGAUGACGCGAUUGGUUUAAGUGGUGAGAAUGUGAAGCCUAUGCCAAAAGAAUUCUCUGAUGCAUUCCAAACAAUAUUUCAACGUUACAAUACCUACUUGAGUGCUUUUGGGUCAAAAGAGGGAUACUUGAAGAAGAAGGUUGAGACGGAACUAGGGGCAAAGAUGAUACACCUGAAGAUGAGAUGCAGUGGCCUUGAUUCUGAAUGGGGAAAGAUUACGGUUCUUGGGACUUCGGGACUAGCUGGUUCCUAUGUUGAGAAAAGAGCAUAAGCCUUCAAGGAUGUCUCAAAGUCGGAACUGUUUUCGCCUUUAAAUCACCUAUUUUACAUUUUCCUGGGAAAAAGAAAAGGAAGUUUUAGAUAAUACAGGAUGAUAUCGAUGUGAUCCGUUAAUUGCACUGAUCUUUCACAAGUUUGAUAAUGUGAUAACAGCAAUAUGUAGUUGAUACUAAUCCUAGUAACUUCUUUAUGGAGAUAGUUUCCUGAAUAUUCAGAAAGAUAGCAUUUCAUGUCAAUCGCUUCCGGUUGACUGAUGAAUCGGGUACACUGGUUUAAUUUUUCUUGAUUGAUUAUUGGACAUGGCACUGUAUGCUAGCCAGUUCACUUUUUUCUGUCGUGUUCAGUUGAACAAACUGAACCUAUGAACAUCUUUGAUUGACACUAGUGUGGAUAAUUAUUCUAAGAAUGCGUGUAGUGAAAAGUGUAAGUUUUUGAACCUGUGUAAGUUUUUGAACCUGUGAACUAUUAUAAAGAAGCUGUUAUCUAUUAUGCAAA
This is a messenger RNA of Capsicum annuum, 1480 nucleotides long. RefSeq names its product succinate dehydrogenase subunit 5, mitochondrial. Bases 291 to 977 code for a protein of 228 amino acids. The record is from RefSeq and is a predicted model, not a curated record. Gene Ontology annotation, cellular component: respiratory chain complex II (succinate dehydrogenase). Gene Ontology annotation, biological process: tricarboxylic acid cycle. The transcript has 4 exons. NCBI's taxonomy places the organism in Eukaryota, Viridiplantae, Streptophyta, Magnoliopsida, Solanales, Solanaceae.